GUACAGAACAUGGCUGUAAUAUAUUUCUAGGCUCGGGCAUCAACAGUAUCUCGGCAAAACUUCCGUGGAUUUCAGUGAGGAAUGUGAACACAGACACAACAACCUCUGCACAGCCGGAGACACGGGAGUGCACUGCUUUUAAGGCUUUUACUUCUUUUCCCUCUUUUUUCACCCCCUUUAAUAAAAGUCCAUUUCGUUUCGAGGCGGGGAGAUUACUGCAGGGAGUAAUCUCACCACGUUUUGACAGGAGUCGAUGGAUGCGUUUGUCUUUUUAUUCCCCGUAUAUUAAAAUCGGGAAAAUCGGGGAAGAUACUGCGAUAAUUUUUUUCUUAUUUGUUAGCAUUCCUUAUUCUCCUACUAAAUCAACAAGCUCCACAGAGCGCGACGCCGGGAGCCGCUGCGCGGAGCAGCGCCGGUGCGCGUUAGCUCUGACGGACGCGCACUCGCUUUGGAGACUGCCGUGAGCUUUGCAGAUCCCAGUGCUGAAACAUUCAGGCACCGCAGCAGUGUUUAAGUUAAAUCCCAUCGUUCGGGAGAAAUGAGCCGUUUCCCUGUCGGUCCCCAUGGCCCCAGGGGCUCCCCGGCGCACUUGUGCGCGGCGAUGCGGGGCCGAGCCUGAUCGGCUUGGUGGCGGCCGGGACCGGGGCCGCCGCACGUGGAGAGCGAUGGUGCGAUGGCAGGUGUUAUCGGUGGCAGGUGCUAAGACCGAGCAGAGGGACCAGGUAUAAAGAAUGCGGAAUGCGCCGAGCGCCUCUUCUCCCUCUGCUGAAGCGCCCGCCGCGGGUGCCGCCGACACGGAGCGGUGUCUGUGUGUCGGGUUUUCUAUACCCGCACCAGUGCAGCCGCGAUGCUUGUGGUGCUCCAUACCCGUUAUCUGUGCCCGGGCGCCUACGCCCACACAGAGGCCUGGCGGAUGUCCCUGCCGAUGGAGCAACGGCGGGCACAUCUCUGCGGCCAGAGGUUUCGCCCGACGGCGGCGACAGCGAUAAGCGGCAGGUCCCGGCACCGGGCUGUGAACAAAGACGCGGGGUUGGGGACGGUGGCAGGCGCGGUAGUGGGGACGAAGCAUCCCGGAGGCGAGAGGAGAGAGAAAGGCCGUCUAGGCUGGGGGGCCGACCUGGUGCCACAGGUGGGAAAGGCGCCGGGGGCCUGGCAGGGGAAGCUGGCGCCGGCAGAGACCGCGGCUGCAGCCGGCAAAAUAAACAGGGGGGAGCGGGCUGAAAGCUGGGCUGAAAGCGAAGGAGAGCGAUAAAGAGAAAGAAAAGAAUAUUAAAUCGCGAGAGAAUGAGAAAAUAACCCCGCCAAAGGGAGAGGAGGGGAGAGGCCGCCUGCUACGGCGUGGGUGGGGUCGACAAGAAUAGAGUACAUUAUGCAGUUCAUUUAGUUAACAAGGGAAAUAAUGAGGGAGCGUGCGGCGUGAAUGCCAAGAGAAGAGCCACAGAAAGCCCAUUGAGCGCCCGGCGCCGCCAUCACAUGGCGCGGGCGCUAUUUAAAGCGGGCGGCGGGCCCCGUUCAGCACCACUCAGGCUGGCCAGCGGCGCCGCGCGGGGGCUGCGCGGGCGCUGCGUGGGGCCAUGCCGCGCUCCUUCCUAGUGGACUCGCUAGUGCUGCGGGAGGCGGGCGAGAAGAAGGGGGAGGGCAGCCCGCCGCCGCCGCUCUUCCCCUACGCCGUGCACCCCUCGCACCCGCUGCCCGGGCUGCCGGCCGGCGCCUGCCACGCUCGCAAGGCCGGGCUGCUCUGCGUCUGUCCGCUCUGUGUCACCGCCUCCCAGCUGCACCCGCCGCCGCCUGCCAUCCCCCUCAUCAAGGCCUCCUUCCCUCCCUUCGGCUCUCAGUACUGCCACUCGCCCCUGGCCCGCCAGCAGCACUCUGUCUCCGCCGUCAGCGUCGGGCACGCACCGGCGCUCUACCAGGGCACCUACCCGCUGCCAGACCCCCGUCAGUUCCACUGCAUCUCCGUGGACAGCACGUCCAGCCAGCUGCCCAGCAGCAAGCGGAUGCGCACCGCCUUCACCAGCACGCAGCUCCUGGAGCUGGAGAGGGAGUUCGCCUCGAACAUGUACCUCUCCCGGCUGCGGCGAAUCGAGAUCGCCACCUACCUGAACCUCUCCGAGAAGCAGGUGAAGAUCUGGUUCCAGAACCGACGGGUCAAGCACAAGAAAGAAGGCAAAAGUAGCUCACACCGGGGCGGGGGGAGCGGCCACAGCUGCAAAUGCUCAUCCCUUUCCACCAUCAAAUGCUCGGAAGACGACGAGGACUUGCGCAUGUCUCCGUCCUCCUCGGGGAAGGACGACAGAGGUCUCGCAGUCACGCCCUAGCCCCCCGCACACCCACCCCGGCUCCCCAGGAACUGUGGCGAGAGCAGGGGAAGGAGGCCUGCCUGCCCCGGUGCUGAAAUGCAGCCGAAGGAUUUUAUAAUGUUUUGUAUAAUUUGUGUAAUUUACAAAGGACUUUCUAGUCUUUCUAGACCCCCGGCCCACGAGGACGGGUACCCUGGCACCCUGUUGUAAAUAAAUUGCUCCCUAGGACCCCAGGCGCCCCCC
This is a messenger RNA of Pipra filicauda (Wire-tailed manakin), 2543 nucleotides long. RefSeq names its product GS homeobox 1 (gene GSX1). The record is from RefSeq and is a predicted model, not a curated record. The transcript is spliced from 3 exons. NCBI's taxonomy places the organism in Eukaryota, Metazoa, Chordata, Aves, Passeriformes, Pipridae. Gene Ontology annotation, molecular function: DNA-binding transcription factor activity, RNA polymerase II-specific; sequence-specific double-stranded DNA binding. Gene Ontology annotation, biological process: regulation of DNA-templated transcription. Gene Ontology annotation, cellular component: nucleus. The coding region runs from base 1575 to 2318 and encodes 247 amino acids.